Molecule: messenger RNA, 1736 nt
Organism: Hordeum vulgare subsp. vulgare (domesticated barley)
Lineage: Eukaryota; Viridiplantae; Streptophyta; Magnoliopsida; Poales; Poaceae
Product: 3-ketoacyl-CoA synthase 5-like
Exons: 1
Coding region: 125-1555 (476 amino acids)
Biological process (GO): fatty acid biosynthetic process
Cellular component (GO): membrane
Molecular function (GO): acyltransferase activity, transferring groups other than amino-acyl groups
Source: RefSeq, a predicted model, not a curated record
UGUUCUUGUCGUGGACAACUGCACAACUACGGGUCCAAUCGCUUCCCAGCGUGAGGCAAGGCGACACGCCCACAACUCCAAUAGACGCGAACGCAGACGACACAGAGCACGACGCGCUGUUCGCAUGACCUCGUCGGCCCUGCUCAUGCCGCUGUACCAGCAGUUGGUGACCAACAUGGCGGCCAUCGUGUCCGCGGCCAUGUUCAGGGUGACGGAGAUACUAGGGUCCGAGGAGCUACUCGUCGGGCUGUGCGCGCUCCGGCCCGUGCACAUGUCCUUGGCCGCAUUAGCCCUGGCUGCGGCGGCCGCCGUCUACCUCAAGCUCCGGCCGCGCCCGGUGUACAUGGUGGACUACGCGUGCUUCAGCCCCGACCCCAGCUUCCGUGUCCCGUUCGCCGCGUUCAAGGAGCACGCCAGCACGUGCCUUGACGAGCGCAGCGUCCGGUUCAUGGCGCGAUUGCUCGAGCGUUCGGGACUCGGGGAGGAGACCUGCCUCCCCCACGCCCAGCACUACAUCCCGCCGGGCUGCGACCUCGAGUCUUCCCGCGCCGAGGCCGAGCUGGUCGUCUUCUCGGCCAUCGACGACCUGUUCGCCAAGACCAAGGUCUCCCCGGAGGACAUCGACAUCCUCGUCGUCAACUGCAGCCUCUUCGCCCCGACGCCGUCUUUCGCCGACAUGAUCGUCAGCCGGUACAAGCUCCGCGAGGACGUGCGCAGCGUGCACCUAGCCGGGAUGGGCUGCAGCGCCGGGCUCAUCUCCGUGGGGCUCGCCAGGAACCUGCUCCAGGUGGCGCCCGGGGGCUCGAACACGCUGGUGGUGUCCACCGAGACCAUCACGCCCAACUACUACAUGGGCAAGGAGCGCGCCAUGCUCCUUCCCAACUGCCUGUUCCGGAUGGGCGGCGCCGCCGUGCUCCUGUCCAACAGCGGCCGCAACGCGCGGUUCCGGCUCGCGCGCGUGGUGCGAACGCUGACCGGCGCCAAGGACGGCGCGUACCGGUGCGUGUACCAGGAGGAGGACGAGCGCGGCAACGUCGGGAUCAACCUGUCCAAGGACCUGAUGGUCACCGCCGGCGACGCGCUCAGGGCGAACAUCACGGCCAUGGGGCCCCUGGUCCUGCCGGCGUCGGAGAAGCUGCUGUUCGCGCUGACCUACGUGGCGCGCAGGGUGGUGAGCAGCAGGUGGAUCAGGCCGUACAUCCCCGACUUCCGCACGGCGUUCGAGCACUUCUGCAUCCACGCGGGCGGGCGCGCGGUGAUCGACGAGCUCCAGCGCAGCCUCAGGCUGUCGGACGAGCAGGUGGAGGCGUCGAGGAUGACGCUGCACCGGUUCGGCAACACGUCCAGCAGCUCGCUGUGGUACGAGCUUGCAUACAUCGAAGCCAAGGGACGCAUGCGCAAGGGCGACCGUGUGUGGAUGAUCGGCUUCGGCUCCGGGUUCAAGUGCAACAGCGCCGCCUGGGAGUGCAUUCGCCCGCCGGCGGCGCUCGACGGGCCCUGGGCCGCCUGCGCCCACCGGUACCCCGUCGACGUCCCCGACGUGAUCAAGCAUUAGUAAAGCCGCAUGCGCAUUCGAUCCUACACACGGGCAGCCACUGCUUAGAUUACUAGGCCUUGCACCAUAAGUAGUUGCUUGCUUGCCCGAUUCGCUCACUAAAGGACUAUCAGUCUUAUUUUUUCGUCAUCAUGUAACCGGCAUGAGAUUGUUAAGCCUCCUCAUCCUGGAAUUAAUUAUG